Molecule: messenger RNA, 1080 nt
Organism: Paramecium tetraurelia
Lineage: Eukaryota; Ciliophora; Oligohymenophorea; Peniculida; Parameciidae
Exons: 6
Biological process (GO): regulation of endocytosis
Cellular component (GO): endosome
Molecular function (GO): GTP binding; GTPase activity
Source: RefSeq, a predicted model, not a curated record
AUGAAUUCAAAUUCAUAUGUCCAAUUAUCAAAAUUUUGGUUGCUAAACUAAUUGGGUCAUUAUAAAAUUUAAGCAAAAGGAAGGAAGAACUUAAAAGCCAAGUUUAUGAAGAUGAGAAUGAGAGAUAUAGAAUAGAGAAAGAAGUAGACCAUCUCAGAAGCUGAACAUACAAAUAAUAAUAUGAUCACACAUCAUACAACUCAAUUAAUUUAAACUCUCUUCAACUUCAAUUAAGCAUCAAUUUUUAUAAUUAUUUAUGCAUCUCUAUAUCAUUUAAGUAUUGAUCAAACAUUUGUGAUUGACAUUUUACUUAGAAGUAAGUCAUUCUUAAUAUAGAACUAAUUCUCAACUAUUGAAUAUCAAAUUUUGAUUAAAAUUCUAUAUACUUUUCUGAUUGUGAAAUUUCGUAAUUAAAUUAAUAAAAUGAGUUCACCUGAUAAAUCACCAUUAUUCAAGUUUAUUAUCAUUGGAGAUGCAGGAGUUGGAAAGUCUUGCUUAUUGAUGAGAUAUAUGAAGGAUGAUUUUACAACUGAAUACAAUGUGACUAUAGGAGUGGAAUUCCUAUCAAAAGUUGUGAAUAUCAACGAGGAUACAAAAGUGAAACUAUAAAUCUGGGAUACUGCUGGUCAAGAGUCGUUUAGAUCAGUAGUCAGAUCAUUUUAUCGAAAAGUGGCUGCAGUUUUCUUAGUCUACAGCAUCACAAAUAAACAAUCCCUUGAACGACUCGAUUCGUGGUUAAAGGAGGCAAAAGAUCACUCUUCUGCAUCGAUUAUCACAGUUUUAGUUGGUGCUUAAAAUGAUAGAGAAUCAGAACGAGAAGUAUCUUAUGAGGAAGGUAAAUAUUGGAUGGAAACAAAUGGGCUUAAUCUAUUUUUUGAAACCUCCUCAAAAACAAGAGAAAAUGUGGAUGAGGCAUUCGCUGAAACAGCUAAAUUAGUUUUCUUGAAUCACAUAAAUGGUGGUGCCAAUAAUGAAGCCAAAUUGCCUUCUCUCAAUUAAACUGAUUUAAGUGUAAAGAAGCUUCAUCAACCUUUAGAAAAAUAGGAUAAAAAAAUAGAUGAAAACAAAAGUUGCUGUUGA